AUGGAGAGGAGUGUGUUGACCCAAGAGAUGCUCAGGAGGAAGAAUUACCCAGACUCGGUGACUGACAGAUGUGGCCGGGGAUACGAGCAGAGCUUCCCUGGGAGCGGGCUGGUCUCCGGUGAAGCGGCUCUGCUGCUCGGGCAGUCCCUUCUGCUGACAGCACCACCAGUGCUGGGGAGAAGAGUCAUCCUUCGAGGGGUGUCUGGGGGGUCCACAUCCAUGUAUCCCACAGGAAACUUCCAGUUCGGGGAAGAACUGGAAAAAGAGGGAGAGAAGGACAAGAGAAACUGCACACUUAGUUUUCUUAAGGAAUUUCUUUGUGGACUUGGAGUGUGUGACUCCCACAUCCUUUACAUUUUCACCUCCUUUUCCUUACCAGGAAAUAGCACCCAAUGUGUUGUGUCACCAUCAUCAGAGUUUCCUGAAGGGUUUUUCACAAAACAGGAGGUCGCAGAUGGAGGCGUCAUUAUCUACUUCCUAAUUAUCCUGUACAUGUUCAUGGCCGUGUCUAUUGUCUGUGACGGGUACUUCCUGCCCUCCUUGGAAAUCAUCAGUGAGUCCUUUGGAUUGUCUCAGGAUGUUGCAGGUGCAACUUUCAUGGCAGCCGGUAGCUCAGCUCCUGAACUAGUUACUGCUUUCCUAGGUGUAUUUAUUACAAAGGGUGACAUUGGCAUUAGCACAAUUCUUGGAUCUGCAAUUUAUAAUCUCCUUGGCAUCUGUGCAGCCUGUGGCUUACUGUCUAAUGUGGUUUCAACGCUAUCAUGUUGGCCCCUAUUCAGAGACUGUGCGGCAUAUGCGAUUAGCGUAGCGGCAGUUCUUGCCAUAAUAUUUGACAACCAAGUUUACUGGUAUGAAGGAACUUCACUACUUUUGAUAUACGGAUUAUAUGUUUUGGUGCUGUGUUUUGACAUUAAAAUUAAUCAAUAUAUUAUAAAGAAAUGCAGUCCUUGCUGUACCUGUCUCGCCAAAGCUAUGGAAGAGAGAAGUGAACAGCAGCCACUGAUGGGAUGGGAAGAUGAGGAUCAACCAUUCAUCCGUCGGCAAUCAAGAACCGACAGUGGAAUAUUUCACGAAGAUUCUGGCUACUCCCAGCUUUCUGUAAGCGUACAUGGUCUUAAUCAGGUUUCUGAAGAUCCACCAAGUGUUUUCAACAUGCCUGAAGCAGACUUAAAAAGAAUUUUUUGGGUACUAUCCCUUCCGAUUAUUACACUACUUUUUCUAACCACACCAGAUUGUAGAAGAAAGUUUUGGAAAAAUUAUUUUGUGAUAACCUUUUUCAUGUCAGCAUUGUGGAUAUCCGCAUUCACAUAUGUCCUAGUUUGGAUGGUCACAAUAACUGGGGAAACAUUAGAAAUUCCAGAUACAGUAAUGGGCCUUACUUUAUUAGCAGCAGGAACAAGCAUACCAGACACAAUCGCAAGUGUGCUGGUUGCAAGAAAAGGCAAAGGAGAUAUGGCUAUGUCUAACAUCGUGGGAUCCAAUGUGUUUGAUAUGCUGUGCCUAGGCAUUCCGUGGUUUAUUAAAACUGCAUUUGUAAAUGCAUCAGCUCCUGUAGAAGUGAACAGUGGAGGACUAACUUACAUAACUAUCUUUCUCAACAUUUCAAUUAUUUUACUUUUCUUAGCAGUUCAUCUCAAUGGCUGGAAACUAGACAGAAAGUUGGGGGCAGUCUGCCUGUUGUUAUACUUGGGGCUUGCUACAUUAUCAGUUCUUUAUGAACUUGGAAUCAUUGGAAAUAAUAAAACAAGGGGCUGUGGAGGUUAA
Messenger RNA from Vicugna pacos (alpaca), 1764 nucleotides. NCBI's taxonomy places the organism in Eukaryota, Metazoa, Chordata, Mammalia, Artiodactyla, Camelidae. The record is from RefSeq and is a predicted model, not a curated record.